UUUUGAUUUUCAUUGUGGCAUCCGUUGCAUCAUGACGAAGUUUCUUCAGAUUAUGUUUGUAAUCGUGGUGCUACUGUGGCUUGAAGCGAACAGCACUCCAUUGUUCCAAGGGAUAAGCUUCCAAAGAGGAUUCGAACUUAACUUCAAACCUUUGCCAAGGAAGCCGCUAACGUUCCUCAGACAAAAAUGGUCACCGUUUGGAGUUUUUGGAACAAAGCAUUCAAUUCAGAAGAGGAGCCCUGGGGCUGUUGUGGUGCCAAUUGAGGCAGAAUCGCCAGCGCCAAUGGUUUCGGGACCAAUCAGACCUGCACCAGUGUUCGAACACGUUGAAGAACAUUUAAACCCUCCUCCUUAUAUAGCUGUACCUAAUCAAACACCUAGAUCUGUAAUACCGCUUAUAUCUUCUCCAGUAGUUCCAAUUGGUACGCCUAUACAACCUAUGUCCCCUAGUCCCCUGAUAAUUUCAUCCCCAGCACCUCCUUCCAUGCCUUUAAGUGUUAUUGUGACCCCUGCUCCUCGCCCUAUAGUAAAUAGUGUGCCACCGCCCUCUUUAUAUAAUGACAUAGUCACGCCACCUAAUCAACCAUUUGCCAACGAUGCAAAAUUAGAAGGUGCUCUGCCUCCUUUAUCCUCGAAUAUGGUUAUACCACCACGUUUUACUGAUAUCUCGAGAGCUGAACCAGUAAGAGAAUUUAUGGAAUCCAAUCAAGCAGUACCACCUUCUUUUGCCGUAGAGGAGAAAGUUGCACCACCAUUGGAGACAAAUAGUAUCAAACCAGAAGUCCCCAAAAGUGGUUUUGCAUUAAAUGAUAGUUCACUGGUAAGAGGGUCGAAAAUGGCUUUGUAUUUCGGUAGUAUUUUCCUUCAGCUUAUGUCACAGUUUAUGUCUAAUGCUAGAGCGACUUUUGAUCAAAUGACUAAUCCGCCACCAGUGUAUAAUAAUUAGCAUUUUUUGUGGCUGGUAUAUCUAAGAAUUUGACUUUUUCUAAAUCAUUUAUGUUAGAGGAGGUUUAGAAAGAAAGGAAUAAAAAUUUCAGUAAAACUAAAUAAUUUAUUACUUAACAGUCGGUACCACAUCCAGUUAGCUGCUCAGUUUUGUCCAUUUGUUGUCGAUUGUUUAGCGUCCGUAUCCGUAUCCGCGGAUUCCGCCGAUCGCCCCAAAGCCACCUCCGUAGCCUCCGUAUCCACCGUAACCACCACGGUAUAAAGCGCCACCGUAGCCCGCACGGUAGGCACCGUAACCGCCGAAACCACCGUAGCCUCCUCCGAACCGAGCACCCCCAAAUCCUCCGUAGCCGAAUUGUGCGGUGACCACAGACACCAGGACGGCCAGGAUUACCACCACCAAUGUGAACUGUAAAAAGAAUGCAUUGAUUAGCCAUAUACCUAUAUAAAAUAUGACUUUGGUGAAAAAUGGUAGGGUUCAAAAUUUCGAAUUUUGCAACGCCUGCAAAAGGCCUUUAAGCUGAACCUAAACCUGUAUAUAAGAACUGUACAACCUUAACAUGCAAAUAAAUAUUUUGAGUUUGA
Molecule: messenger RNA, 1530 nt
Organism: Helicoverpa zea (corn earworm)
Lineage: Eukaryota; Metazoa; Arthropoda; Insecta; Lepidoptera; Noctuidae
Product: pollen-specific leucine-rich repeat extensin-like protein 1
Exons: 2
Coding region: 32-946 (304 amino acids)
Source: RefSeq, a predicted model, not a curated record